This is a messenger RNA of Plasmodium adleri (nom. inval.), 1329 nucleotides long. RefSeq names its product ring-infected erythrocyte surface antigen, putative. Lineage: Eukaryota; Apicomplexa; Aconoidasida; Haemosporida; Plasmodiidae. The record is from RefSeq and is a predicted model, not a curated record. The transcript is spliced from 2 exons. Bases 1 to 1329 code for a protein of 442 amino acids.
AUGUUAAAAUUUAAACAAAUAAAUGAAGCAUAUCAAGUAUUGGGAGACAUUGAUAAAAGGAAAAUGUAUAAUAAAUUUGGAUAUGAUGGAAUAAAGGGAGUUAACUUCAUUCACCCAACCAUAUAUUAUAUGUUAUCUAGCUUAGAAAAAUUUGCUUAUUAUACAGGAUCACCUAAUAUUGUAACCCUUCUGAAAUUCUUUCUUGAAAAGAAAUUAACAAUAGAUGACAUAGAUACAAAAUCUGAAUUUUUAUCAAAAAUAAUGGAAGAAUAUCAAAAAGAGAGAGAAAGUUUCAUAUCUGAAAAUUUAAUAUCUAGAUUGCAACCAUAUAUAGAUAGUAUUAGAAAUUGGGAUGUACAAAUUAAGGAUCAAAUAUAUGGAUUAAUGGGUUCUCCAUUUGAUAUAGCAAUUAUUGAUUCUAUAGGAUGGACAUUACAAUAUGUUUCUACGAGUCAUAUGAGAAACCCUAAAAGAUCAAUUAAGAAACUUGAAACAAGAACAAAAAAAAAUAACGAAACCAUAGUAUAUGAAAGUCAUAAACUAAUCCAUACAUUGAGAGAAUAUUUCGGAAGUAAUGAACAAAUUAAUUCAAUAAUAUAUAAUUUGGAAUAUAAUACAUUAAAUGAUAAUAAUGAGAAUGGAUACCAAAAUAUUAUGAACUUAAACCAUAAAAAACAGAAAAAAUUAUUAGAAGCAAUUAUUAAUUAUAUAGUAAAUAUAUCUUUAUCCGAUAUAGAGAAUACAGUUAAAAAUGCAGCUGAAAGUAUAUUAACAGUUGAAGGGUUAAAUGAAAGAGCUUUAUCAAAGAGAAUUGAAUCUUUAAGAAUGUUGGCAAAUGUUAUAAGAAAAUAUAUAUUAAAAGGUAAGAAAGGUAAAAAAUAUAUAAAGAGGGAUGCGAAAAGCCUAUCAGGAAAAAUUGCAUAUGAAAUAAAAUUAAUAAAGAUAAUACAUAAAUUGCUUCAGAUAGAAGAAAAUGUGGAAGAAAAUGUAGAAGAAAAUGUAGAAGAAAAUGUAGAAGAAAAUGUAGAAGAAAAUGUAGAAGAAAAUGUAGAAGAAAAUGUAGAAGAAAAUAUAGAAGAAAAUAUAGAAGAAAAUGUGGAAGAGAAUGUAGAAGAAUCUGUAGAAGAAACUGUAGAAGAAUCUGUAGAUGAAAAUGUUGAAGAAACUGUAGAAGAAUCUGUAGAAGAAAAUGUUGAAGAAACUGUAGAAGAAAAUUUAGAAAACAUUCAAGAAGAUAUUGACGAAAAUACAAAUGAAAACGUGGAAGACAAUGUUGAAGAAAUAGAUGAUGAAAUACCUUCAGAACACAAUGAAGAAUAUGAUGAAUAA